Molecule: messenger RNA, 2191 nt
Organism: Trichosurus vulpecula (common brushtail)
Lineage: Eukaryota; Metazoa; Chordata; Mammalia; Diprotodontia; Phalangeridae
Gene: CLK4
Product: CDC like kinase 4
Exons: 13
Coding region: 349-1794 (481 amino acids)
Biological process (GO): regulation of RNA splicing; protein phosphorylation
Cellular component (GO): nucleus
Molecular function (GO): ATP binding; protein tyrosine kinase activity
Source: RefSeq, a predicted model, not a curated record
UACGAGAGGAAUGAAAAGGGAAAGCGGAAGGAGGAGCCGGAGGAGCUGGAGGAGCCGCGCCGAGUCCGCCUGGCCCGCGCGCUCGCCCCCGUGCCCUGGGUCGGGGACGCGCCUACGCUAGCUUCUGCCAGGCGCAGCCCAGCUCCGUCGCGUCGCCCGGCGGGAGGGCUCUGUCACGCAGGCGCGUUCUCGCGACGUGGGCGGCGGCGGAGGCGUCCGCGGCUUCCUGGAGGGCUCAGGGAGACAGCGCGGCCGCCAUUUUGUCUAGGGCUUGUAGCUGCGGCUUGGGAAGGGGAGGCGGAGGCUGGGCUGUGUCGCUCGUCCGGAGGACCCUUGGGUUGCACCGAGAUGCGGCAUUCAAAACGAACUCACUGUCCUGAUUGGGAUGGUAGAGAAAGCUGGGGUCACGAAAGCUACAGUAGCGGUCACAAACGCAAGAAGAGAUCCCACAGUAGUACACAAGAGAACAGGCACUGUAAACCACAUCUACAGUUUAAAGAAGCAGAUUGUCAUUAUUUGGAAGUAAGAUCCUUAAAUGAGAGAGAUUAUCGUGAGCGGAGAUAUGUUGAUGAAUACAGAAAUGACUACUGUGAAGGAUAUGAUCAUAGACAUUAUCAUAGAGACUAUGAAAGCAGUUAUCACAACCACUGCAGUAAAUCUUCAGGCCGAAGCAGGAGAAGUAGUCCAAAAAGGAAGCGUAAUAGACAUUGUUCAAGCCAUCAAUCACAUUCGAAGAGUCACCGAAGGAAAAGAUCCAGGAGUAUAGAGGAUGAUGAGGAGGGUCACCUGAUCUGUCAAAGUGGAGACGUACUAAGAGCAAGAUAUGAAAUUGUUGCUACUUUGGGUGAAGGAGCUUUUGGCAAAGUAGUAGAGUGCAUUGAUCGUGACAUGGAUGAUACACAUGUUGCUGUGAAAAUUGUAAAAAAUGUUGGUAGAUACCGUGAAGCUGCUCGUUCAGAAAUCCAAGUAUUGGAGCACUUAAACAGUACUGAUCCCAAUAGUGUAUUCCGAUGUGUCCAAAUGUUGGAAUGGUUUGAUCAUCAUGGUCAUGUUUGCAUUGUGUUUGAACUGUUGGGACUCAGUACUUAUGAUUUUAUUAAAGAAAAUAGUUUUUUGCCCUUUCAACUUGACCAUAUCAGGCAGAUGGCAUAUCAGAUCUGUCAGUCCAUAAAUUUCUUGCAUCAUAAUAAGUUGACUCAUACAGAUCUGAAACCUGAAAAUAUUUUGUUUGUUAAGUCUGAUUAUGUAGUCAAGUACAACUCUAAAAUGAAACGUGAUGAACGCACACUGAAAAAUACCGAUAUUAAAGUUGUUGACUUUGGAAGUGCAACAUAUGAUGAUGAACAUCACAGUACUUUAGUAUCUACACGACACUACAGAGCUCCAGAAGUCAUUUUAGCAUUGGGAUGGUCUCAGCCCUGUGAUGUUUGGAGCAUAGGCUGCAUUCUUAUUGAAUAUUAUCUUGGUUUCACAGUGUUUCAAACACAUGACAGUAAAGAACACUUAGCAAUGAUGGAACGGAUAUUAGGACCUAUACCAACACACAUGAUCCAGAAAACAAGAAAACGCAAAUAUUUUCACCAUAAUCAAUUGGAUUGGGAUGAACAUAGUUCUGCUGGUAGAUAUGUUAGGAGACGUUGCAAACCUCUAAAGGAAUUCAUGCUUUGUCAUGAUGCAGAACAUGAGAAUCUAUUUGACCUAGUUCGAAGGAUGUUAGAGUAUGAUCCAGCUAAAAGAAUUACCUUGGAUGAAGCAUUACAACAUCCUUUCUUUGACUUAUUAAAAAAGAAAUGAAAUGUACAAUCAGUGGUCUUACUAUAUAACUUCUCUAGAAGGAGAUUACAUAAGACUGUGUCAGUCAACUAAACAUUCUAAUAUUUUUGUAAACAUUAAAUUAUUUUGUACAGUUUAAGUAUGUAAAUACUGUAUGUUUUGUAUCAAUGCCAUAUUUAUCUUGUUAAGCAAGUAUGGUCUUGAUAAUGAAUGUUAAUGUAAAAAAAUUAAAGUUAAUUUUCAUUUUUUAAAAAAGUAGUUACCAUUUUUAGAGGUCUUUGGCAUGGUAACAUUUGUCCAGUGUAAAUGUUGAUCUAGUUUUCUUUGUAAAUAGAGGUUGACUCUUUCAAGUGAUCUUUCUGAGCAAAGGGUGACCCUUGACUACUUUAUUUUUAAAAUGAAUAUUCUUUAUCAAAAA